AUGUACUGUGUCUAUGGAUAUACAAAUGGGUUUAGAAAUUCACAGGGAUAUUUUUUAGCGAGAAAUGCAAAUAAAAGUUACCGUUACUCUGAGCAAGAUAUGUAUAAUGAGUUGGUCAAAUUAGCUGAUAAAGGAGAAUUAGAUAGAUGUAAAAUUCCAAAAGUACAAACAAUUAAAGAAUGGAUAAGUAGAUAUUCUAGGCAGGUGAAAAAAGAGGCGGCUGAAAGGGCUUCAGAAAACCAUGGAGAAGUUUCUGAAAGUAAAAAAGGCUGA
Messenger RNA from Funneliformis mosseae, 273 nucleotides. NCBI's taxonomy places the organism in Eukaryota, Fungi, Glomeromycota, Glomeromycetes, Glomerales, Glomeraceae. The record is from the annotation of a GenBank genome assembly.